Molecule: messenger RNA, 637 nt
Organism: Harpegnathos saltator (Jerdon's jumping ant)
Lineage: Eukaryota; Metazoa; Arthropoda; Insecta; Hymenoptera; Formicidae
Product: putative odorant receptor 85e
Exons: 5
Coding region: 272-580 (102 amino acids)
Biological process (GO): sensory perception of smell; detection of chemical stimulus involved in sensory perception of smell
Cellular component (GO): plasma membrane
Molecular function (GO): odorant binding; olfactory receptor activity
Source: RefSeq, a predicted model, not a curated record
AUUAGAACAUGUAACUGAUUUGAGUGCAGAACGAACCGUGCCAACUUCUGAGAAUUGUGGUCAUAAUGCUGUAUGUAAUGUCUAUGAAUAUAAAGAACUACGAUUAACAGCAGGCGCACAAGCUGCUGACAUAAAAGAAUGCAUCGCUAGCCACGAAAAAGCAAUUGAAUGCGCACAAUUAGUGCACUGUAUUUAUACGGGAUCUCUCUUCGUUGGAGUAGGAUUGAAUGUAAUCACCAUAAGUAUUGCAGCAGUCCAAUUGGUAAGCAAGAUGUUUCGAUGGGCUGAAAUGAUGAUGUCUACUGCAUUUCUAAUUGGCGUCACGAUGAAUAUGUUCUUUUUAAGUUUGAUAGCGCAAUAUUUAUUGGAUCAUAGCUUAAAUAUUCAUGAAUCGGCAUAUUCAGGUGCUUGGUAUAAUAUGCCUGCUAAAAUACAAAAAGCUAUUGUAUUGAUCUUCAUAAGAAGUCGUUUACCGUGUCAGUUGACAGCUGGAAAAUUGUUUAUAAUGUCGUUGGAAAGUUUUUGCUCGAUAAUGCAGACUUCGAUGUCCUAUUUUACGGUAUUAGUAUCUUUUCGAUAAAUAUCUGCAGCAGUUUUGUUUGAAAUUAACGCACACUUUUUAUGUUUAGAAGAAAUA